Molecule: messenger RNA, 3051 nt
Organism: Ilyonectria robusta
Lineage: Eukaryota; Fungi; Ascomycota; Sordariomycetes; Hypocreales; Nectriaceae
Exons: 3
Coding region: 1-3051 (1016 amino acids)
Biological process (GO): COPII-coated vesicle cargo loading; endoplasmic reticulum to Golgi vesicle-mediated transport; intracellular protein transport
Cellular component (GO): endoplasmic reticulum exit site; COPII vesicle coat
Molecular function (GO): zinc ion binding; SNARE binding
Source: RefSeq, a predicted model, not a curated record
AUGGCCGAAUAUGCCCAGUACCACGCCCUCGGCCAGGGCGAGGUCAUCGACCCCAACGACCCCAACCGAACCUCUCAGCCUGCGCCUCAGCAAUUUCAACAUCCCGUAGCGCCAAACCCCUACCAGCAACAAGCUCCUCCAGCUCCGGGCUACGGCGGACCCCAAUAUCUCGGUGGCCAGCACGCUCCUCCUCCCAUGACCGGAUCUCCCGCCCCAGGCCCGGGUUACGGAUAUGCACCUCCUCAAGAUCAUGCCUACCACCAGGCCGGUCAGCCUCCUCCCUCCGCAGAUGCUUCGCUGGCCGCGCAACUGGGAGGAAUGAACUUGGGAGACGGGCAUGGCACCGCAAGGAGAAAGAAGAAGGACCGCCAUGCCUACCACAAUGUUGAACCCACGGGCUCUUCGCAGGCGUUCAAUGGCAUGCCUCCUCCAGGAUCUCCUGCAACUCAGUUCCUCAACACAGCGGCCGCCCCGAGCUUUGGUAGCCAAUUCGGAAGCCCUCAAGGCACCCCCCAGGGCACCCCCAGGAUGGCCAACGCAAGCCAAUUCUCGGCCCCCGGCGCCGGUGCCUACGGACCAGGACCCUCUGUAGACCAGAGCGGAAUCAGUCAUGCUGCCAACGUCGCGGCAGGAGGGUCCACUGCCUCUCCAGAGGAUUUGCCCAGUGUGCCAGCAUCACGAGAUAUUAUCCAGCAGCACUACCUCAAGAACGUUUACCCUACCUUCGAGCGACACGUCCCCCCGCCUUCGACCGUCUCAUUCGUUGCCUUCGACCAGGGCAACUCCUCUCCGAAAUACACCCGCCUCACUUUCAACAAUAUCCCAUCCACGACCGAGGCCCUCACUGCUACUGGCCUUUCUCUGGGGAUGCUAUUGCAGCCACUGGCUCCUCUCCAGCCUGGCGAGGCCGAGAUUCCAGUGCUCGACUAUGGAGAUGUUGGUCCCCCUCGAUGCAGGCGAUGUCGCGCUUACAUGAACCCUUUCAUGAUGUUCCGAUCUGGCGGCAACAAGUUUGUUUGCAACCUCUGCUCAUAUCCCAACGACACCUCGCCCGAAUACUUUUGCGCCACCAGCCCUCAGGGCGUUCGAGUCGACCGGGAUUCGCGACCCGAACUUCACCGUGGUACCGUGGAAUUUGUGGUACCAAAGGAGUACUGGACCAGAGAACCGGUUGGUCUGCGAUGGCUGUUCCUGAUCGAUGUCACUCAAGAGGCCUAUAAUAAGGGAUUCGUCGAGGCCUUCUGCGAAGGUAUCCUCGUCGCUUUGUAUGGAGGCGAGGAUCAGGAGAAGGACGAAAAUGGAGAGCCAAAGCGAAGGAUACCAGAGGGUGCCAAGGUCGGAUUUGUCACCUACGACAAGGACAUUCACUUCUACAACGUCAACCCCGCUCUUGAUCAAGCUCAAAUGAUGAUCAUGCCCGACCUGGAGGAUCCCUUCGUACCCCUGAGCGAAGGUCUCUUUGUCGACCCUUACGAGUCCAAGGAGGUCAUCAUGUCCCUCCUGACACGCUUGCCCGAUAUGUUCUCCGUCAUCAAGAACCCCGAGCCAGCCCUGCUUGCGGCUCUAAACUCGGCUCUUGCUGCGCUUGAGGGUACUGGAGGCAAGGUGGUUGCUUCAUGCUCCGCUCUGCCAACCUGGGGCCCUGGACGACUAUUCAUGCGCGACGAUGGCAACCACCCAGGGGGCGAAAUUGACAAGAAGCUCUAUACCACUGAACACCCUGCUUGGAAGAAGGUGGCCGAGAAGAUGGCAGCCGGCGGCGUUGGUGCCGAUUUCUUCCUCGCUGCACCAUCUGGUGGCUACCUAGAUAUUGCCACAAUUGGUCAUGUUUCCGCCACCACUGGAGGAGAGACAUUCUACUACCCCAACUUCAUUGCUCCGCGAGACAGCCGGAAACUAUCACUGGAGAUCUCACACGCUGUGACUCGGGAGACUGGUUUCCAGGCAUUGAUGAAGGUUCGUUGCUCUACUGGUCUUCAGGUUUCAGCCUACCACGGCAACUUUAUCCAACACACCUUUGGCGCCGACUUGGAAAUCGGUGUCAUUGAUGCCGACAAGGCAAUGGGAGUGUCAUUUUCCUACGACGGCAAGCUAGAUGCCAAGUUGGAUGCCCACUUCCAAUCCGCUCUCCUGUACACGACAGCUUCUGGUCAGCGCCGUGUUCGAUGCUCCAAUGUCAUUGCUAGUGUCACCGAGACUUCGAAAGAAUCGAAUAAUCGUGAGCAGGGCAUUCGUGAGUGUCUAAAGUUUGUCGACCAAGACGCAGUUAUCGGCAUGCUGGCCAAGGAGGCGAGCACGAAGUUGGCAACGACCUCGAGCAAUCUCAAAGAUGUCCGCAACUGGCUCGGUGAAAAGGCCAUCGAUAUUCUGGCCUGCCACAGAAAGCACUCUGCUCAGCAAUACCCUCCUGGCCAGCUCGUCAUGCCUGAGAGACUCAAGGAAUUCUGCAUGUACCUACUAGGUCUCAUCAAGUGCCGCGCCUUUAAGGGCGGCAUCGAGAACUCUGACCGAAGAGUCUACGAGAUGCGAAUGCUACGCUCCAUGGGUGCUCUCGAGCUGAGCCUGUACCUGUACCCCCGCAUGAUCCCCGUCCACAACCUCCAGCCUGAGGAUGGCUUCGCUGAUCCUGAGACUGGCCAUCUCAAGAUGCCGCCAGCUAUCCGCACGUCCUUCUCGCUCGUUGAGCCUGGCGGUGUCUAUCUGGUCGAUAAUGGACAGCAAUGCCUCUUGUGGUUCCACUCUCAAACGUCUCCCAACCUCAUCUCGGACCUCUUCGGUGCAGACAAGGACUCCCUCAAGGCACUGGAUGCUUACACGUCAGCGUUGCCCACGUUGGACACUCACCUGAAUGCUCAGGUCCGCAACAUCAUCGAAUUCCUCCGGUCGAUGCGUGGAUCCAAGGGCCUUACGAUCCAGCUCGCCCGCCAGGGUAUCGACGGCGCCGAAUUCGACUUUGCGAGAAUGCUAGUUGAGGACCGAAACAAUGAGGCUCAGAGCUAUGUGGAUUGGCUUGUGCAUAUCCACAAGGGCGUCCAGUUGGAGGUAAUUUGA